UGUUGUUACCAUUUAAUCUCAGGUACGGGCAUUAUUGAAAAGCUUUAAAUUCGUACUGCGAACAUAAAUCGGUGUGUCGUGUAUAAGCUUAGGUUGGCGGGAUCGAAAAUCUGCUCAAACCGCACGUGAUACCACCUCGGUAGCAUUUUUAUCUGGCAUCACAGUCGCCGCGAGCAUGAAGUGUGAACACCGGAGAUUUCCGCCGAUAUAAAUCCCGGUUGAUCAUGGAUUGGAGGACGGUGAUCUGCGCCUUUGCAUUAGUUUACUAUGCUGAUGGGUUCUCAAAAUAUGGACGAACCUGCAAGGAUAUCGGAUGCCUCAACAGUGAGGUGUGUGUGCUUGCUGAAGACCCGUGUACCUUCGGGCACACCAGCAACUGCGGAACAUACCCGACCUGCAAGAAGAAGUCUCAAGUAGAAGGAUCUCACGUGGAACCAGCCAAGCCACCUGCACCCAAACCACCUACAAGAGAUUUCGACAGUCCUCCAAACUACAACCCACCUGCCCCUCCCUCUAGUGAUACGUCCAGCGGUGGCCAUUCACCUUACGGAGGCAGUUCGCCCUAUGGAGGAAACUCCCACAGCGGCGGUAACUCACCCUACGGUGGAGGCUCACCAUACGGUGGUAACUCACCCUACGGUGGAAGCUCACCUUAUGGAGGAAGCUCACCUUAUGGCGGAAACUCACCCUCCGGCGGAAGCUCACCCUACGGCGGCAACUCACCCUAUGGUGGUAAUUCACCAUACGGAGGCAGUUCUCCCUACGGUGGCGGCAGCAAUAAUCGCGGAGGUUCGCCUUACGGAGGAAGCUCGCCUUACGGCGGCUCCUCUGGUGGUGGCAGCAACCCAUACGGGGGCAAUUCUCCCUAUGGUGGCUCGCACUCUAGCUCCGGCGGUUUCGGCAGCGGCGGUAGCGGUAGCCCCCUCGACAGCAUUUUGAACACCUUGAACAAAUACGCCAACGCUGGCGGCGGCAGUGCUGGUGGUAGUUCCGGCAGCGGCGGCCUGUCCAAUGUCUUUGGAAACCUUCUCGGUAAUUUAUCAAAGAACGGAGGUUUAAGCAACUUUUUCAACACUCGGCCAAUCAUGGAAAAUCCGAAUUACUCCUCAUACAGUUCGAAUUCGAGGAGUUCUAACCCCCAAUCUUACCCAUCAGGAUCUCAGCCCGUGUAUCAGCCACCGACUCAGAACAAGAAUUACGGACAAAGUUAUAACCACCAUAACGCAGCGACCACGCGCAAGCCCGUCCACUAUGGAUGGAACGUUAGUGUGACAGUGGUCUUGACGUACCUGAUACAGCAAUAUGUCCAGAGUAUGAUUCGUUCGUAAUUAAUUACACUUUAUUUGUUACAAUUUUAAGUAUAUAACAUGUAAUGUUUUACUAAGAGAUUCAAUGUUGUUAAACAUAUAAUAUAUUUUAAAUAAGCUUUUAAAUGAAUAUAUAUUCAUGUUGUUGAGUGCUACGUAAUUAUAUGUAUAAAAGAAGACAUUUUAAUAAAUUGAUCGCCUUAUGUCACUGCGGCGUUCAACGGGUAAAGCAUUUGUGAUAAAAA
This is a messenger RNA of Spodoptera exigua (beet armyworm), 1552 nucleotides long. The record is from the annotation of a GenBank genome assembly. Lineage: Eukaryota; Metazoa; Arthropoda; Insecta; Lepidoptera; Noctuidae.